Messenger RNA from Phodopus roborovskii (desert hamster), 2781 nucleotides. RefSeq names its product two pore segment channel 2 (gene Tpcn2). Lineage: Eukaryota; Metazoa; Chordata; Mammalia; Rodentia; Cricetidae. Gene Ontology annotation, biological process: monoatomic ion transport; transmembrane transport. Gene Ontology annotation, cellular component: lysosomal membrane. The transcript is spliced from 25 exons. Bases 16 to 2226 code for a protein of 736 amino acids. The record is from RefSeq and is a predicted model, not a curated record. Gene Ontology annotation, molecular function: voltage-gated channel activity; monoatomic ion channel activity.
UGUGUUGGUGGUGGGAUGGCGGCGGCGGAGGCGCAGCCCCUUCUGGGCAGGGACCGAGGCGGUGGCCAAGCCACCUCUGGUGCCACAACCAGUCAGGAGCUCUGUAUAAACCAGGCUGUGGUCUUCAUUGAAGAUGCCAUAAAGUACCGCUCCAUCUACCAUCGCAUGGAUGCUGGCUCAUUGUGGCUUUACCGCUGGUAUUACUCGAACCUGUGCCAACGAGUGCUGGGCUUCACCAUUUUUUUGAUCCUGGCCUUGGCUUUUGUGGAGUUCCCAUCGUCAUUCACACGAACUGCAGAUGUGCGCUACCGCUCCCAGCCCUGGCAGCCACCCUGCGGCUUGACAGAGACCAUUGAGGCACUCUGCAUGCUGGUCUUUCUGGUUGACCUCUCUGUGAAGGGCUACCUGGUGGGGCAGGCCCAGUUACAGGAGAACCUGUGGCUACUGUCCUACUUUGUGGUGCUGGUUGUGUCCAUGGUGGACUGGAUUAUUUCACUGAGUCUCGCUUGUGGGGAGCCCUUGCGGGUGCGCCGAUUACUCCGUCCCUUCUUCCUGCUGCAGAAUUCCUCCAUGAUGAAGAAGACCCUGAAGUGUAUACGAUGGUCACUGCCAGAAAUGGCCAGUGUCGGGCUGCUGCUGACUAUCCACCUGUGCCUCUUUACCAUAUUUGGGAUGCUACUGUUCUCUAUUGGUGAGAAGGAUGAAACACAGAACAAGGAGAGGCUGGCCUACUUCCGGAAUCUUCCAGAGGCAUUGACCUCACUCCUCAUACUGCUGACAACUUCCAACAACCCUGAUGUGAUGAUUCCUGCGUAUAUCCAGAACCGAGCCUAUGCCCUCUUUUUCAUAUCCUUCACCUUGAUAGGAAGUUUGUUUCUGAUGAACCUGCUGACAGCCAUCAUCUACAAUCAGUUCCGUGGCUACCUGAUGAAGUCUCUACAGACCUCGUUGUUCCGGCGGCGGCUGGGGGCCCGAGCAGCCUAUGAAGUCCUUGUGUCCACAGCAGGACUGGCUGGAGCCACCCCUGAGGCAGUCGGGGUAAAUCCUGAGAACUUCCUUCGAGUACUUCAGAAAACCCAGCUGCACAGUGACCACAAACAGGCCAUCAUGCAGAAAGUGCACUCCUAUGAAGGCCGCCCAAUGCUGGCUGAUGAGUUCCAGAAACUCUUCGAUGAGGUUGACAAAGGUGUGAUCAAAGAGCACCCGCCGAUGCCCCAGUACCAGUCUCCAUUUCUGCAGAGUGCACAAUUCAUCUUCAGUCAUCACUACUUUGACUACCUGGGGAACCUUAUCGCUCUGGGAAACCUCGUGUCUAUCUGUGUGUUCCUGGUGCUGGACUCAAACCUGAUGCCUGGUGAACGUGAUGACUUUGCCCUGGGGAUUCUUGACCACGUCUUUGUCUUGUACUACCUGCUGGAAGUGCUGCUCAAGGUGUUUGCACUGGGCCUGCGGGGUUACCUGUCCUACCGUAGCAACGUGUUUGAUGGCCUCCUCACCAUUGUCCUCCUGGUUUUGGAGAUUUCUGCUCUGGCUGUAUACCGAUUGCCGAACUCACGAUGGAAGCCUGACCAUUAUGGCCCACUGUCACUGUGGGACAUGACACAGCUGGUGAACACGAUGAUUGUGUUUCGCUUCCUGCGCAUCAUCCCCAAUGUGAAGCCAAUAGCUGUGGUAGCCAGCACCAUCCUGGGCCUGAUCCAGAACUUGAGAGCAUUUGGUGGGAUCCUGGUGGUGGCAUACUAUGUGUUCGCCAUUGCUGGGAUCAACCUAUUCCGAGGCCUCAUUGUGCCUCCUGGAAAUGGCAGCCUGGUGCUCAAUAAUAGGUCAGCACUGUGUGGAAGCUUCGAGCAGCUAAAUUAUUGGUCCAACAACUUCGAUGACUUUGCUGCUGCUCUGAUCACACUGUGGAAUGUGAUGGUGGUGAACAAUUGGCAGGUAUUCCUGGAUGCCUAUCGGCGCUACUCAGGCCCGUGGUCAAUAGUGUAUUUUUUGCUGUGGUGGUUGGUGUCCUCUGUCAUCUGGAUCAACCUGUUUUUGGCUCUGCUUCUGGAGAACUUCCUCCACAGAUGGGACCCCCAAAGUUAUAAGCAACUCCUUGUUGGUACCCGGCAGAUCACCUAUCAGAUGUCUGUGGAGCUCAUGUUCAGGGACAUUCUAGAAGAGCCUAAGGAGGAGGAGCUGAUGGAGAAGCUGCACAAACACCCGUAUUUGCAGCUCUGCAGGUGACAUCAGAGUGGCCUCCCAGCCAGGGUGGCAGAACGGAGAUGCUGGCCUGGGGCUCAUGCUGUGGAGGCAGCCGCUGGUAGAGACCAAGCAAGAAAAGAUGGUGCUUGGGACAGACCACUCAGGAACAAACAGAGGCUGGGAUAAGGACUGUGGCUGCUUAGGACCAUGCGCAUGUAGUAUGUGGCCCUGGCAGAUGGGUGAUUGACACAGCAGAGCAGCCGUCCCUCUGCUGCUCUUCCAAGCUGCUUUGGUGAGACUUGCUAAGGAGGGAGGGAGUGAUUUUGCACGGACCUCAAAGCCCAGGAUGUGAGAAGACCUCAGUUCCCUUUGAUACCCACAGCUUAUCUGUGUCUUCAAUACCAGUGGCCUUUGUGAAUCCAAACCUGCACAGGGCCUGUGGAGGGUAGCCAGCAGGUUUCUGGGGCAUCGGGGUUGGUUUCACAGGUCGGGGAUGUUACCUUUUUAUUUCAUAGUGUCUGUGAAUAUGAUCGGGUGUGCCUGGAGGUCACAGUGUCAAUCAUUUUUCUGUUUCAUAAAGAAUGUUCUUGUAAAGAA